UUAUUGCUUUGUCGAGAAUUUAGGGUUCGCUCCGCGGUAUCUGCGCCGUAACCAAGUUGUAGAAGAGAUUUCUUUCCUUUCUUGUUCACGGAUUGCAGAGAGAUCGAAAGCCCUUAGCUCUUCUUCUAGGAACUGAGAAGCUUUGGUGUUUAUUCUAAAAUCAAUCAAAAUGCCAAAGGAGAGGAGGUCUCGAUCGAAGGAUCACCGAUGUCGUGCUUCGCCACUCCGGUCUACUUCCUCGUGUAGUGCAUCUCUCAAAGUUGUAGAGGAUGAUAAGAAAUGGGAAGAUGUUCGUUGCCCUGUGUGCAUGGAGCAUCCUCACAAUGCUGUUCUUCUUCAAUGUUCCUCACGCGAUCAGGGUUGUCAUGCAUUCAUGUGCGACACCAGUUACCGCCACUCCAACUGUCUCGAUUUGUAUCGAAAGUCAUUCUCGAACAAGUUGCCAGAGGAGGAGGACAAUGUGCAACUGCCGAUUGACAUAUUGUGCCCCCUCUGCCGUGGGCAUGUCACUGGUUGGACGGUGAUAGAGUCGGCUCGCAAGUAUAUGAAUGCUAGAUCUCGUAGCUGUUCUUUGGAAUCAUGUUCGUUUACUGGUGUUUACGGGGAGUUAAGGGAGCAUGCAAGGAAAGAGCAUCCAUCUGCACGACCAUCUGAGGCAGAUCCUGAACGUCAGCAAGAUUGGAGGAGGAUGGAACGACAGCGAGAUCUUGGAGACCUGUUCAGUAUGUUUCACUCACCUGUUACUAGAGAGCACCUCACUAACGAUGAGGAGGCGAUCGAUAGCUUUAUAGGGUUUUCUUCGAUUACCAUGGUUCUGGUUGUGCAUGUACAUCAACUUAGAGCAAAUAGUGGUGUGUCAACCUUGCCACCCUCUUCCAGAUCAAGAACCUCUUUUAGGCAGUCAUCCAGGGCUCAAAGGGCAAGAAGGGUGAUUCGAUGGGGCGAACCUCUUUUAAGCAAUGCAAGGGCUGUUGAGAGAGUUCCUUCGCCAGGUUACCAAGCAGGAUGGAUAGAGCCAUCUUCGAUUUCAGAUGACGACGACAAUGAAGAUGCAUCUUGAUGCUUAUAGUCGUGCUUGAAAUGACAGAACUCGCAUCUUGAUGCCUGUUCUUAUAAGAAUAGGUUCUUACUUCAGAUUUGUACCCAAAGAAGCUGCUGGUUCUAGCCCUCAGACGACAAACAAGAUGAGAAUGACUACCUAGUUACUGAUCAGUGGCAAUUGUGGUAAUUGCUUGAAUUCAGAUUCAAAGAUUUGAAUUGCAAUGUCAAUGUGAUUACAUCAAUGGAGAUGAAUGACUCCAAAUUCUUCAGAAUGAUCACAGAAUUCACGAGAUGGAUAUUUUGUUCAAUCAUGUGCAUGAAUAAUAAUUCCUUUUGCUCCAGAAAAUGUGUUAUCUUACAUUUGCAAGUUUUAGUAUGGUUGUCCUGUUCUUUCAAAUA
Messenger RNA from Zingiber officinale, 1440 nucleotides. RefSeq lists its product as uncharacterized. The coding region runs from base 170 to 1060 and encodes 296 amino acids. NCBI's taxonomy places the organism in Eukaryota, Viridiplantae, Streptophyta, Magnoliopsida, Zingiberales, Zingiberaceae. The transcript has 2 exons. The record is from RefSeq and is a predicted model, not a curated record.